AUUUAUUUCAUUUUCCUUUCAACCCACUAUUUCUGUGGCACAGGCACUGACGUGUAUAUGUGCUGUGGGUGAUGACGUGUCCUGAGCACACUCUUCAUAGAGCUACUGACUAGUGCUUGCUAACCGCUAGACUGGGACCAUCAUCAGAGGGAGACCAUGGCCAUUAAAUUCCUGGAGGUGAUAAAGCCUUUCUGUGCUGUUUUACCUGAGAUCCAGAAACCAGAGAGGAGGAUUCAGUUCAGAGAAAAAGUGUUAUGGACCGCAAUCACCCUGUUUAUCUUUCUGGUCUGUUGCCAGAUUCCCCUCUUUGGAAUCAUGUCUUCAGACUCAGCAGAUCCAUUUUACUGGAUGAGAGUGAUCUUGGCAUCCAACAGAGGAACUCUGAUGGAGUUGGGUAUCUCUCCCAUUGUGACGUCUGGUCUAAUCAUGCAGCUGCUGGCUGGAGCUAAAAUCAUUGAGGUUGGAGACACACCUAAAGACCGAGCACUCUUCAACGGAGCUCAGAAGCUCUUUGGCAUGAUCAUCACCAUUGGCCAGGCUAUUGUGUAUGUUAUGACUGGCAUGUAUGGAGACCCUUCAGAGAUGGGUGCUGGAAUCUGCCUCCUCAUCAUCAUCCAGUUGUUUGUGGCCGGUCUGAUUGUGUUGCUGCUGGAUGAGUUGUUGCAAAAGGGUUAUGGUUUGGGCUCUGGUAUAUCUCUCUUCAUCGCCACCAACAUCUGUGAGACAAUCGUGUGGAAAGCGUUCAGCCCAACCACAGUCAACACAGGAAGAGGUACUGAGUUUGAGGGAGCCAUUAUUGCUCUGUUCCACCUGUUGGCCACUCGUACUGAUAAAGUACGAGCUCUGAGAGAGGCCUUCUACAGACAGAACCUGCCCAACCUCAUGAACCUCAUCUCUACAGUCUUCGUCUUUGCUGUGGUCAUAUACUUCCAGGGCUUCAGAGUUGACCUCCCUAUCAAAUCGGCACGUUACCGUGGCCAGUACAACACAUAUCCCAUCAAACUGUUUUACACCUCCAACAUUCCCAUCAUCCUGCAGUCUGCACUGGUGUCCAACCUUUAUGUCAUCUCUCAAAUGCUCUCCACUCGCUUUAGCGGGAACUUCUUGGUCAAUCUGCUGGGGACUUGGUCGGAUAGCUCAAGUGGAGGGCCAGCUCGUGCUUACCCAGUAGGUGGUUUGUGCUACUACCUCUCUCCCCCAGAGUCUUUUGGCACAGUUCUGGAGGAUCCAGUCCAUGCUGUCAUUUAUAUCAUCUUCAUGCUGGGAUCCUGUGCCUUCUUCUCUAAGACCUGGAUUGAGGUGUCUGGAUCCUCUGCCAAAGAUGUCGCCAAACAACUGAAAGAACAGCAGAUGGUUAUGAGGGGACACAGAGAAACUUCUAUGGUCCAUGAACUCAACAGGUACAUCCCCACAGCUGCAGCUUUUGGAGGCCUGUGUAUAGGUGGUCUGUCAGUCAUGGCCGACUUCCUGGGAGCCAUUGGCUCAGGAACUGGAAUUUUGUUGGCAGUCACCAUCAUCUACCAAUACUUUGAGAUCUUUGUGAAAGAACAGAGUGAAGUGGGCAGCAUGGGUGCUCUACUCUUUUAGUACGGCCCUCACAUCAGACUGAAUGAAUUUAUAAGGUUAAGUUCUUUUAUAUGAUUUUUGUUUUAUUAAACGCACAACUUUAAUGUUCUACAUCAAGGAUGUGCUCCCACUGUGUGUCUGAUCCUGACCCGUAGUGGCUCGCUUUGCACCAGUGUUGUAGACUGAAUUGCAUUCUGUUCCCUUUUGGAAAAUUGGGAAGCUUGAUAUAUCAGUAUUAAGCAUGGGAAUGUAACCAUCCUUAAUUUCCACUCUUUCCCCCCUUUUUUAAAUUUUUUUUUUUUUUUUUUUUUUUUUUUUUUUUUAAACCUCCCAAGCAAGUAUCUAACUUUAGAUGUAAUUCCAUUCAAUAAUGCAUAAUGGAAGAAACAUGUCCAAACCUGAUCAACAUUUGAUACACCCUGGACUAAACUUGUCUCAGUAUGUGUGUGAUGAGGUAAGCGCAAUGUUAUGUCAUGGCAACAGUUAAUAUGGUGUAAAUACAAAAAGUUUUUUUUUUUUUUUUACCCUGGGUAUGUGCACAUUUGCUCAUUGCAUUUUUGUGUGGGCUGAGUGUGUGAAAACAUUGGAUUGGUUGUUAAAAUUUCCCUGGUUUAUAAAUGCCUUUUUUUUUUUUUUUUUUUUUUUUUUUUUUUUGAGAUUACUGCAUUGGAUUUGUUGAGGUUUUGCCAGCAGUUUCCAUUAUAUUUAUGUUUGUUGUUUUUCUUCUUAUAUCUAAAGGCUAUUGUAAAAUAGUUCUGUGCAUUUCAGUCACACUACUUAAUGUUUCUAUUAUAGUCCCCUUAGCUAUGGUUUCUUUUAGUGGACCAAAUGCUGCAGAAACUGCCUGUUAAUGAAUAUGCCAGUGUUGAUAUGAGAGGAUGUGGUUUGUAAUAGAAGAGCAUUUCAUGUGUUGUUUUCUUAUACAGACCACAGUAUUAAAAUGUGUUGUGAAUA
This is a messenger RNA of Ctenopharyngodon idella (grass carp), 2520 nucleotides long. It is a transcript of the gene sec61a1b, whose product is annotated as SEC61 translocon subunit alpha 1, like. Bases 157 to 1587 code for a protein of 476 amino acids. Lineage: Eukaryota; Metazoa; Chordata; Actinopteri; Cypriniformes; Xenocyprididae. Gene Ontology annotation, molecular function: signal sequence receptor activity; transmembrane protein transporter activity; ribosome binding. Gene Ontology annotation, cellular component: membrane; Sec61 translocon complex. Gene Ontology annotation, biological process: post-translational protein targeting to membrane, translocation; SRP-dependent cotranslational protein targeting to membrane, translocation. The transcript has 12 exons. The record is from RefSeq and is a predicted model, not a curated record.